AUGAAGAGUUUAUUUACAUCUCAGGUCCUUAAAAUCCCUCCAGAAGUGAGUGUUGACGUGAAAUCGAGAAGGGUGACAGUAAAGGGAAAAUAUGGCGAAUUAACGAGAAGUUUUACCCAUUUACCGAUAGAUUUAUCAUUGUCUAAAGAUAAGAAGUCAGUGGUAGUAAGGCUUUGGUUUGGCUCCAGGAGUAAAAUCGCCGCCCUUAGAACAUGUCUAUCUCACAUUGAAAACAUGAUGACAGGUGUUAGUAGAAAAUACCAGUACAAGAUGAGGCUCGUUCAUGCUCAUUUCCCAAUCAACUCAAAUGUGAGUGAUGAUGGAAAGGUGGUUGAGAUUAGGAACUUUUUGGGUGAAAAGAAGCUCAGAGUUGUCAGAGUUUUACCUGGAGUUCACGUCACAAAGUCAGAAUCUGUCAAGGAUGAACUGGUCUUGACUGGAGUUGAUGUCGAAUCAGUGUCACGUUCAGCCGCCCUAAUACAUCAGUCAUCACUUGUCAGGAAAAAGGACAUUAGACAAUUCCUCGACGGCAUUUACGUCAGUGAAAAAGGAAACGUAGAUGAAGCUUAA
Molecule: messenger RNA, 570 nt
Organism: Theileria parva strain Muguga
Lineage: Eukaryota; Apicomplexa; Aconoidasida; Piroplasmida; Theileriidae
Gene: RPL9
Product: 60S ribosomal protein L9-1
Exons: 2
Coding region: 1-570 (189 amino acids)
Biological process (GO): cytoplasmic translation
Cellular component (GO): ribosome; cytosolic large ribosomal subunit
Molecular function (GO): rRNA binding; structural constituent of ribosome
Source: RefSeq, a predicted model, not a curated record